Molecule: messenger RNA, 940 nt
Organism: Bemisia tabaci
Lineage: Eukaryota; Metazoa; Arthropoda; Insecta; Hemiptera; Aleyrodidae
Source: RefSeq, a predicted model, not a curated record
GUGAGAUUUUGAGUUACAUCCUAAAGUUAUCUAUUAACAAUGUGGGUGCUGAAGGGAACUGUGGCUUUCGCGUUUGCGGUACUGGUUGUGCUCCAGUGCGGAAGUCCCAUUCAAGGUGUUGACAUAAAUACGCCUGAGCAAGAACUCAAGUCUAUGGAAAGCACUGCGACCGCCAUUGAAACCACCCUCGAUAAAAAUUUGGAACGUGCGACACCGAAUGCAAAUGCGGCACUCACUAAAAUUCAAGCAAUGACAAGCUCCUAUUCCCAUCCAAGCAACGCUUGGAGGAAUUACGAGGUAAUGUUGAGCUCUGAGAUUGAGUGGGCUCAACACAAGCUCCGCGCCAGUCUCUGCAACCAGUACCAUCAGUUCAAGAAGUUCAUUGCUCAAAGGCCUCCUGUUGAUGCUACUCUUAGAGAGUGGAUGAAUUCUGCCGAGUACAAGUCGAAAACAGUCUUCCCUCAUUUAGAGGCAGAAAUCAUCGCUCCGUUGCUGAAAAACAAACAUAACAGGCAAAACCGUCUUUUACCAGUCCCGGAGUUAGAAACUAAAUCUAUCGCUGAGAAAAAACGAUUCUUUACACGACGCGUUCGAGAGCUAACCCACGCAAAUGAUCAAAAAAUGGAAGCUUUCGAAAAAGGGGCGAAAUCAGUUUUGGAUGCCUUGUACAAUGCAGUUUUGACGUCGAGUGGAAUGGACAGGGACCUGAGGGGUGAUUUAUCUAAGCCCUACAGCGUCGAAGAAAAAGCGGACGUGAUCCAACUUGGCCUUAACGUUGGUGAUGAUUUGAACUGCCCCAGACCUAAAAUUUGAACCGUUUCAUCUGCACUUCUGCCGCGAUAGCGAAGAGAGCCGUAAGUGCUAGAGUCCCUUUAUACCCAGAGUUAAGACAACUCACUUUUGGUUGGGCUGAAAGUGGCCUAAAAAAAAAUCCAAUUCU